AUGGCGCUGCCCGGCUCCUCACAAGCCGGGACCUGGAGCCUGCAGCCUCCGGUUCCCACAGCCUCUGCGUCCCCGGGACCUCAGGAGCGGGAGGUCGCCGGGAGCCCUGGGGCGGCCGGGGGGCCUCCGCUGGAGAAGGUGAAGCGGCCCAUGAACGCCUUCAUGGUGUGGAGCUCCGCUCAGCGCCGCCAGAUGGCGCAGCAGAACCCCAAGAUGCACAACUCCGAGAUCUCGAAGCGCCUGGGCGCGCAGUGGAAGCUGCUGGGCGAGGAGGAGAAGCGGCCCUUCGUGGAGGAGGCCAAGCGCCUGCGCGCCCGCCACCUCCGCGACUACCCGGACUACAAGUACCGGCCCCGGCGCAAAAGCAAGAACUCGGGCACCGGCUCUGCCCACUUCAGCCAGGGAGGUGCUGGCCUGGCCUGUGGCAGCCCACACUGGGGGCCUGGGUACCCAACUACCCAAGGGAGCAGAGGCUUUGGGUACCAGCCCCCCAACUAUUCGACAGCCUACCUGCCGGGCAGUUACGGCUCUUCCCACUGCCGACCGGAGGCCCCCUCACCGUGCACCCUCCCGCGGAGUGCGCCUAGGCCCCAGGGGGAGCUAAUGCCCUCUUUGCCCCCCUACCUCUCUCCAAGCUCCCCCACUCCAUACAAUACUUCCCUUGCUGGCGCCUCGUGCGCCACCCGCCUUUGAGUGGCAAGGACACCCAGGGCCAGCUCCACAGACCAGCCCUUUCCAGUUCAGAGGCCUACAAGUCUUGCAAGGAACCAGAGCACCCAAAGCCAUACUAAAACAGUUUUGUACAAUGAAA
Messenger RNA from Meriones unguiculatus (Mongolian gerbil), 811 nucleotides. RefSeq names its product SRY-box transcription factor 15 (gene Sox15). Gene Ontology annotation, molecular function: RNA polymerase II cis-regulatory region sequence-specific DNA binding; DNA-binding transcription factor activity, RNA polymerase II-specific. The transcript has 2 exons. Gene Ontology annotation, biological process: cell differentiation; anatomical structure morphogenesis; positive regulation of transcription by RNA polymerase II. NCBI's taxonomy places the organism in Eukaryota, Metazoa, Chordata, Mammalia, Rodentia, Muridae. The coding region runs from base 1 to 693 and encodes 230 amino acids. The record is from RefSeq and is a predicted model, not a curated record.